CUGAGGCUGUGAGGCUGGAGGUGAAUCCUUGGUGUAAUUGAGGAGCAAUCUGGGACGACCACACUCGCGCUCUAUUAGCUUGAUGGGCCUACAAAUUAGGGUGGUGUGUAUUUCAGCCCUCAAGCGGGUAGGAAAAGUUGGGUUCUCUUGAGGGGGAGUGGAAGAGGGACAACUAAGUUGGGAUAUCCACUCACUCUCCAUCCAAUCCAGCGCUCAGUUGAGCUCAGCACAGACGACACAUCCCAAAGCCGACCCACUCGUCUUCUGGCAAAAUUUUGAUGGCUCACUUCGCUAUGGAGUCCUAUUGUCUGGCAGCUUUGAACGUGUGAACAUUGUUGGUUUCGACGAUCUCCAAAGACGCUUUGACAAGAGUGUGCUCUCAUCAAUAUGAGUGAUGUGUCCACCACUGAUCAUGAUAAAUUGGGCUUCCACAGAUUGCUAGCCAUGAGUGAGAAUCAGAGGAAGAGGAAAGGUGCUCCCAUAUCAAACCUCUCGGAAUCCGAGGAUGACGAGGGAUGUGCCCUGGACCAAAAACUCAGAGUGCCAAUUUUCCACCUGAAAUCGGGAGAAGUUUGUGAUAAGCCAUUGGGAUCAGUUCACACUGACAGAAACAAGAAUGUCACACAAUGGUUCAAUCCGGAUCAUGGACUCAAGGAAGAGGAGGAGCCGGAACUCAAGCACGCUCAACACGAGGAUGACGAGGAUAUCUGUGUGGACGACCAAGACGACACCAAUGAAGACCCCCAGGACUCUCCUAAGCGUUCCUCCACACCUCCCUCCAGGAUAUCAUUCUCGGUGGACAACAUACUGGCUCCCGAUCGAUUCCGACCUCCAUCCACUGCGGCAGCGGCAGCUUUUUCCACCGUUCACCACCAAAUGCUACUCAUGAAUGCGGCUGCUGCAGCCGCCCAUCAAGCUCUGAUGAGACAACAACAUGAGGUGGAACACAUUCGGAGGCUUCAAGAGCAUCAUACCAACCUCAAGACUGACGGCAAUGAUCCCAACAAGAUCGACGACGACAAGAAUUCGCGAGAUUCCUCGAUUCUUCAGAGGAACCUCCUGGAGGCUCAAGAUGACGACGAUAUGGACGACGAGGACAAUGAUUCUGAGGAUGGUCAAUCCUGCACGGAUUCCAUGGACUUUGCCAACGAUACCUCCAUAUCUGCAGCCAGGGCCCGAAAGAAGAAGGCCAGUGAAUCCGGAUCGAAAAAUGCCAAGCCCAGACGAGCUCGAACAGCCUUCACCUACGAGCAAUUGGUGGCCUUGGAGAACAAAUUCAAGACCACACGGUAUCUUUCCGUUUGUGAAAGAUUGAACUUGGCCCUCACACUCAAUCUGACGGAAACCCAGGUGAAGAUAUGGUUUCAAAAUCGAAGAACCAAAUGGAAGAAGCAGAAUCCGGGGAUGGACGUGAACUGUGGAACUCUGCCCUCACCUCCAACGAGUCUGUGUCCGUCGUAUCCUUCACUAUUCCCGCCGUCGCCCUCGGAGAUGGGCUUCUUCUCGGCACCACCAUUUUCCUUCAUGGGAUCCUCACCUGGAGGCUCCAUGGGACAUGGAGGUCCCUCCGUACCUCAUUCGUUAGCCUCUAUCCUCAUGCAUCAACAACAACAAGCCGCGGCGGCUGCCAUGUCCGAAGCCAAUUCGGCGGGUUCGCCGAAACAUUUAGGAUCGGGCGUGGGCUCCUUGCCCCAAAGGCCCAUUCCUUCCAUCCCGAAAGGGCUGUUCUUACGAUAAGCGUUAUGAGUUUUUAUUUGUUUUCCAAUAAACGUCUAAAUGUUUAA
Tigriopus californicus is the source of this 1784-nucleotide messenger RNA. RefSeq names its product NK1 transcription factor-related protein 1-like (gene slou). Gene Ontology annotation, molecular function: DNA-binding transcription factor activity, RNA polymerase II-specific; RNA polymerase II cis-regulatory region sequence-specific DNA binding. Gene Ontology annotation, cellular component: nucleus. Bases 388 to 1737 code for a protein of 449 amino acids. The transcript has 3 exons. Gene Ontology annotation, biological process: regulation of transcription by RNA polymerase II; cell differentiation. NCBI's taxonomy places the organism in Eukaryota, Metazoa, Arthropoda, Copepoda, Harpacticoida, Harpacticidae. The record is from RefSeq and is a predicted model, not a curated record.